Labeo rohita (rohu) is the source of this 2819-nucleotide messenger RNA. RefSeq names its product protein kinase C and casein kinase substrate in neurons 3 (gene pacsin3). Gene Ontology annotation, cellular component: plasma membrane; endosome; cytoplasm. The record is from RefSeq and is a predicted model, not a curated record. Gene Ontology annotation, biological process: plasma membrane tubulation; regulation of endocytosis; cytoskeleton organization. The transcript has 11 exons. Gene Ontology annotation, molecular function: phospholipid binding; protein binding. Bases 490 to 1794 code for a protein of 434 amino acids. NCBI's taxonomy places the organism in Eukaryota, Metazoa, Chordata, Actinopteri, Cypriniformes, Cyprinidae.
GCCCCAGCAUCUAAUUUCAUCCGUGAAGACUCCUCAUACGCGCCUGCUGCUGUGGAAUAUACGCUAUGAGUUACUGUUGACGAUGGGCCUGUUUUCUAAAAACAACCUGUUGAAAGUGUUUCUCCUUGAUCCUGCCUCCUGGUAAAUGUGUAUGGGAGAUAUUAUUUCGCCGCUUGGUUGCCAUGGCAGAAAGGGAAGGUGUCUGAGCGGUGUCAACUUUUAUUCACAUGGCGCUUUUCUCGCUCUGAACGCAGUCUGCAUGUUAAUGUACUGGAGAUAAACCGCUUCACAUCGCAUUGAGGAGCUCCGGGAGAGUUUGACGACUUGGGACAUCGAGCGCAUAACUGUUUUCGCCUGGAUAAGAGCGAAACGACGAGGCCACCGAAGAGGCCGUUUUCUUGGGCAAAGCACCACUAAUUUCUAACAUUCUUCUUUGCUUGUGUUUGACAGACAGCCGCCAUCAUUCCGUGCUGCAAGGGUGACCCCAAAAUGUCUUCCAACGGCGAUCUGCAAGACGUUGGGACCUGGGACAGCUUCUGGGAGCCUGGGAACUACAAGAGGACGGUUAAGCGCAUUGACGAUGGCUACAAACUAUGCAAUGAGCUGGUCAGCUGCUUCCAGGAGCGUGCCAAGAUUGAGAAGGGCUAUUCCCAGCAGCUGAGUGACUGGGCCAGGAGAUGGAGGGGUGUUGUGGAGAAAGGCCCACAGUAUGGGACUAUGGAAAAGGCCUGGCAUGCUUUCAUGAAUGCGGCAGACAGACUGAGUGAGAUCCACAUGGAGCUAAAAGAGAAACUGGUUGUUGAGGACAGCGAAAAGAUUAGAAACUGGCAGAAGGACGCCUUCCACAAGCAAAUGAUUGGUGGGUUCAGGGAGACCAAAGAUGCCGACGAAGGCUUCCGCAAGGCUCAGAAACCCUGGGUCCGAAAACUGAAGGAUGUGGAGUCUACCAAAAAAAGUUAUCACCAAGCCCGGAAAGAAGAGCGCACUGCAUUGACCCGUGAAACUCAUGCCAAGGCUGACCCCACCAAAUCCCAAGAUGAGGUCCGCAAGUUCACAGACCGCCUGGAGAAGUGUACUCAAGAGGCAGAGAAGGCUAAGGAGCGUUAUGAGAGAGCCUUGGAUGAGCUGAACCGCUGUAACCCGCGUUACAUGGAAGACAUGGAGCAAGUGUUUGAAAUCACACAGGAGGCAGAAAAGAAGAGGCUGUGCUUUUUUAAAGAAGUGCUGCAGGACAUACACCAGCACAUGGAUCUCUCCAGCAAUGAUGGAUUCCGAGCCCUGUACCGAGACCUCGGCCAGACCAUUAACGCAGCCAAUGACGCGGAGGACCUCAGGUGGUGGAGGAACACUAAUGGACCUGGCAUGAGCAUGAACUGGCCCCAGUUUGAGGAGUGGUCACCAGAAGCAAACCGAUCCAUCAGUCGAAGAGACAGAAGUCAUUCUGAUGACGUGGUCACUCUGACUAAUAUUGUCUCAGCGGGAGACGAACCCCCGAAGACUCCACAGGAAACUACAAGGGCGGGUAAAGACUACUCCUCGGACUGGUCUGAUGAAGAGAGCCCCAAAAAAUACAUCGCAGCUAAUGGGAUGGAUGAGGAGGAGAAGGUAGUCGGGGUUCGCGUUAAAGCGCUGUAUGAUUACACAGGGCAGGAGGCUGAUGAGCUGAGCUUUAAAGCAGGUGAAGAGUUAAUGAAGCUGGGUGAGGAGGACGAGCAGGGCUGGUGUAAAGGACAACUGGUCAGCGGAGAAAUAGGCCUCUACCCUGCUAACUACGUCCAAGUCAUCACAUCUUGAUCACCCGCUUUACCCUGGAUGAGACCCACAACUUUUCGGUGGCGGCCGUAAGGUGACGUCACACUGAACUACGGCAGUUGUCGAAAACACAGCCCCGCAACUGCAUGAUGAUUGAAUGCCACGACGCGUGAGGAGAUCAGAGAGGAGUGCGCAGUUCAGUGUUUUAUUUUUUAUUUACGCUGACACGCUAGAGGACUUUAAGAAUAGUUAGUCCCCCUUUGUCCUUGAGCUUAUUGAAAGAUCAGUGCCUUUAUUGUAAAAUGCCACAGACAUUCACAACACGGCUAUUAAUGCAGCACAGCUGAACGGACGCAUCAUUUAAAUGAUUUUGUUCACAGGAAAACGCGCGCCACGAGACGCCACUGUUUCGAUAGAUAAUCACCGCAGUCCUCUUGUUUUAGUAUGUCACAUUUCAGUUCUGUAUCUGAAUCAUUUCAAGUAUUUGAUCAAAUCUACGCUGACUUUAUAUAUUCAGGUUUUGCGAAUCUUUCAUGAGAAGCGUGUUAGUGUGUUGAUAUAUUUUGUGUAAUGUGUUAGAUUGUUCGAGUUAAACUGAAUAUUUCUUUGGCUGUAGUUCAAAAUCGAAGGAUUUUUCAUUGCAUAUAAUUACCUUUAUGUUUUCACUAAGAUAUAUGGAUUUAUAAUAUACAAACUAUCACUGGGCAGAUGCUCUUAGUUUAAUUCGUGAUUCUUGGAUUCUUGUCAAGGGAUCCGGGAGGAGAUUCUAAAGUCUUUUUGGUGGGAUUAUUUUACUUUUUUUAAUUUAUCUCUUUGUUUUUAUUUGGAGUGCAGGAAAGUUUCUUGUUGUCAGUUGAUAUAAAGUAUGAGAGAAUGGGCAAAACCUCUGGGCUUCUUGUGGUCUUGUAAGGGUGCAUGUGAGAGUGCUCAUGGGAAAUAUUUCUGUUUCCACAUGCUCUGCCUCCAGUGUGCCCCACUGUGAACAUGGUUUUACAUGAAACUACUGUAACAGCCAAUACUGAUCAAUGUAAAAAUACCAAAUAAACGUGAAUGAGAUUCUUAGUGUC